CCCGCUCUCAUCAUCAUCUCUCCUUUUACACACUCUCUCUCUCUUUCCUUCAUCAGUCAACAUUCAUAAUGUAUUGAAGAAACUGAUCUACAACAAAUAUCACCAAUUUUAAUGUUCUUUUUGUCUUUGUGAUUCUUUUUUCUUAAUUAUCUUCAUGUUUUCUUAUUUAUUAUUGUCUAUUCAUCAUCACCUUUGAUUACUCAGUGUAACAAUCAACAAAUUAAGUGGAUUAAUUGGUUAUAUUAUUGAUCUUUAAUCGGCAAAUCAAGUUGAUCUUCAUGGCCAAUUUUGGUGGAAUCAUUUUGAAUCAAGAGAAAACUCUUACAACUUUAAUUGUAUUCACCUUAAUUUUUAUAAUCAAUUGUGCUCAACCAAAUUCACAAGGUGACCUGGACUUAAGUGAGACCCCUUUAGAGCCGAUUCUAGUUCUACCGGGUGACGAUGCAUUUAUCGAUUGUACAGUUAACGAUUUAGCUAAUCGAACUGUAGUCUGGAAAUAUGCUAAUGGAAUCGAUGACCUGGAAACUGCUAGAACUUUGACCGCUGAUAAGGUUCGAAUAACGGAAGAUGCAAGAUUUUCCGUUCUCCAUCGAACAGGCCAUCAAACUUGGGUUCUAAAAAUUCGAGCCGCUGCUCCAGCCGAUUCUGGUGUUUACUUGUGUCAAGUUAACUCUGAUCCACCGAUUUCCAUUUCACGAUUCCUCACAGUGACUUUCCCCGAAGCGGGUAACCCUUUAUCCCAUGCAUCACCUUUUGUGACCCUUUCAGAUCACAAUUUCACCGAAUGCUGUCACUCUGAACAAGUAGCCGACAUUUGUUUACCUUUUUGUAAUAUUAAAAAUCUGGUUGGACAAACACCUUCACCGGCAGCAGCGGUCACUUGUAUUCAAUAUAUGCCUCCAAUGGUCCGUUGUUUAGCCGAUGGACGAAACCAUCUACCUUGUUGUGUCCGACAAAAUGUUCCCGAAGUGUGUCUACCCUCUUGCUCCGGUAACUACAGUCUGACCCGAGUUGUUGACAAUAUUGUUUGUCUUCAAUACGCUGCUCCAAUUUUAUCUUGUAUCGCCCAAGGGAUUGAGACACUUCCACCUCAACCAAUUGGUGUUACACUUGAACAACUUUCACCGACAUCACUUCAGGUCAAAUGGAAUCUACCCAAACAACGAACAGGUUCAAUUGAAAGGUCACCGACCGAUACAAUUCAGAUCAAUGUAACCCAAAGGUUAUCAUUCAAUUUAUCUGGAAAAUUAGUGACCACCGAAGAUACCUCAUCAAGUGACCUCUCGUCGGUUAUCAAAUCGGCCAAUUCAACUGAUCAUAAAUCAAUUAAAGUUGAUGCAACUCUAACAUCUUAUACACUCAAUGAUUUGAAACCUUUCACCUUGUACCAGGUAGUGUUAACUUCACAUAAUAAAUUUGGUUCUAGUCAAGAAACACCAAUGGUUCAAGCGUUAACCUCACCUGAACCAGUUCCAGAGAAAAGUUUGAUCAAAUCUAAAUUAUCGGCAACGAACAAUAAUUCAGGUAAAUCUGUGAAACUUCCCGACCUAAGGAAAUGCUGCAAAGACGGCGGAGUGAAAAGUGAAGCCUGUAUCGAUGCUCUUUGCGAUCCAACUCAACAGUACAACGUUUCUCGAAUCAUGAGUUGUUCACAUUUCGCCAACAUCACCUUUAAAUGCAUGUCAUUAUCUUCCGUUGACCAGUCAGAAUGCUGUCGAUUACGGGGUAUUUCAACCUUUUGCCAAUCUCUUUGUAAAUCAGCGUCGGUCAUUUCACUUCGACACACUGUUUGUUUCCACCAUUUUCCCGCUUUUCUCAAUUGUUACGUUGAACGUUUCGAAGUCCUUCCCAGUCCACCAAUGGAUUUAACCGUUGCCUCUGUUCACCAUCGAUGGGCAUUACUUGACUGGGAACCUCCAAUGAAACGAGGUUCAACCGUAACAAAGUACGUUGUCCAUUGGCGUGACAUGGAAUCGGUUGAACUUAUUCAAACGGAAACGGUCACUAAUCCUCCUUACCUAUUGGACGAAUUGAGGCCUGGAGUUCAGUAUGAAGUUUAUGUGACAGCGUUGAAUAAGUAUGGAUCGUCUCAAGACUCGAUUCGUAUUGAUUUUCGUACUCAAUCACUUCCCUCAAAUGAUCUCAUCGAUGCUACCAUGGCUUCGGCUAAAAUGAUCUACAAUGAAACCGCUUGUUGUGCUCGUGCAAACAUCAGUGCUCUUUGUCUUCCUCUUUGCUCAUAUUCGGUUAAAGUUAACGAAGUUCUCGGAUUAGGUCCAUUGUGUGUCGAUGCGACAACUGCAUCAAUCAUCGUUCGUUGUACAGUCGGUGGUCGUGAUCAUAAACCUUGUUGUGAACGACGAGGUGUCUCUCCCGAGUGCCAUGGUCUUUGCGGUGGUCUCAUUGAUGGAACACCCUUUCAAGUUGGUACCCGUUGUGGACCCGAAGGACCAAACAUAUUACUCUGUGUUAAAGAAGGUGCCGAAACUCUGCCAGGUCAACCUUGGGAUUUACAUGCAUACAAAUCAACACGGGACAGUAUUUACCUUCGUUGGAAAACCUCUGAUGAAGAUCUUGCCCGAGGCGUUAAUUCAGUUAACUUUACCGUUCGUUACAGUCCAAUUGUCGGCUUACAAAUUCCGGUUCAUCCGCUAAAAUAUAAAUUCCAAGUCAACACAAGCUCAACCGAAAUGGUUCUCGAAAAUUUAAACGCUUCAACGACCUACAGUAUUUUUGUACAAUCUUUCAAUUCUUUCGGUACCUCAUUGCCUUCAUUUGUGCUUCUAGUGACCACUACAUCGCUUGAAAGUGAAAUUAGCGAAGGGCGAAUGGUAUCAACAAUCGGCCCACCCCAUGCUCUUGAGGUGAUCCAUCAAACCCAUGAGAUGAUAAGUCUCCGUUGGUUACCGCCUUUAUACAUCUCCCCUGAUGCAACCGUUAAUUAUAUUGUCCAUUUUAAACCAAUAACUGAUUCCGAUUGGACAAAAAUUGAUGUCAACUUUAAUUCAGCUGAUUUAGCUGGACUAUUACCUGAUACUAAAUAUGCCAUUUCUGUUCAAGCGUCAACGGAAAAUGGUUACAAAAGUCAUCUCUCAGAAACCAUUCUAGUCUCUACCGAUCCUAUUCAACCUGUCAUUGUUGACCCACCUUCACUACUUCCCACCGGACCAAUUACUGAAGGUGAUAAUAUAACAAUUCUUUGUGUGGGUCGUGGACUUCCUCCACCGGUCAUCUCCAUCCUUCUCAAUGGUCAAGUUGCUUAUAAAACAAUGGCCGAAAAGGUUUACUAUACAAUACCAAAUAUGCCAAGGAACAUAACCUCAAUCGGCUGUUAUGCCGCUAAUGGCGUUUCCGUCCAGGGCUCUUCUGAUGCACACAAGUCGAUCCUUGUUCGGAUUAAAUCCACACCAACGGCAACAAUUAAGGAAGAAUUUCUUCGAGCCAUGAAGUUUGCCGAAGUUCGAAUCUCCUGUCGAGUCUCCGGUGAUCCAAAGCCGAAUGUUACCUGGUUCAAGGACGGUGAUGACCAAGUUGUUGUCGCUCCAGGUCCAGAAGUUGCAAUUAGAUCAAUGGACGAUCCUAUGUUGGCUGGAAGUUUCUAUUCAAUUUUGAUCUUAAAAAAAGUCGCUCAAAUGGACACUGGUCGUUACAUCUGUAAAGCAACUAACGAACUUGGAGUGGCCUCUGAUUCCGUUGAGAUGCAAGUAGUUAUGGAGAAAGUUGAACGAAGUGAUGCCGCUUCGUGCUGCGCUCGAAGUGGAGUACCUCAAGAAUGUCUCGGCGCUUGUACACCGAGAGGAAUUGAUAUAAACUUUGCAUUCCAUAAGCACGAAUGUCUCAAUGCCCUUGGACUAUUAAUCUUAUGUGCCAGAGAUGGUUAUGAUCAUACUCAAUGCUGUCAACAAUUAGGUGUCCAUCAGAAUUGCUUACACUUUUGUGAAGGUAUUCCCAAUCCACGAUCAAAGGAAUCAUUUUGUUUACUUUACGAUGCUAAGCUAAUUGUUCACUGUAUCAGUUCAACAAACGGAAGUUCAGUGCCACUUCCAAGCGAAACAAGUUCCCUAUCGGAUGAUUACGAGUUUUACUUUCAACACCCUGACCAAUAUCAUCAUUCAUCAACAUCAACGGUCAUCUUACCUUUAGUCAUUACAGUCAUUCUAAUCUGUAUGGUGACCAUUGUUAUCGGUUUGGUCAUUUAUGGUUAUCGACGAUACUUCAAAACAAGAAUAACUUCCGGUGAGGAUGUUGUCGGAUUCGAGAAUCAAAGUUACCUUCGAGACAAUGACUCGGUUGACCUUGGAAAUCCAUUUCAACGGGUCAACCGACCCAAUGGUCAAGCAAGAGCAACAUCAACCUGAAGAAAUUUAAAUUUCCACAAUCAAAUCCCGAGAACUGAAUCAGAAUCAUUUCCAUGACUUUUGUUAUUUAUCGUUGUGAUAAUAAUUCCUUGUUUUUAUUUUCUUUUUUUUGCCAAAAAUCAUUUUUAAUUGUUCUGAUUCUUUUCCUUUUUUCUUUAAAUUAACUUGACGAAAUUUUUUUCUAUUCCAUCAAUAUUGUUAUCCAAUUCUAAUUGUUGAGAAAAUAUUGAUUCUAUCAAAGUAUUAGUACCAUUCCGUUAAAUAUUAUCGCUCGUUAUAAGGGAUAUUUGAUAUUAACUAUCAUCAAUUGUUAAUUAUUACCAAUCACUCACAACAAUCAACAAUAAUUUUGUUAAUCAUUUGUUUGUUUUUCUGUAAAAAAAAAUAUUUCUUAUAAUUUAUUGUAAAUUUGAUAACAAAAUAUCAAGAAAUUAUGUUAAAACUAUCGAGCGAGAUAUAAGAUUGAUAAUUGAUCCAAUUCUGUAAUAAUAUCAUCUAAUUGUUCAGCGAUUUAUUAAUUAUCAUGUCUGUAAUUGAAUAAAUAUUUUCUCACAAUUGAUUGUCCAGUUAUUAACUAAACUGGUCAGUCUAAUGAGCGCAACUUGUUGAUUAACAAGUUAUUCAUGAUCAAUUCAUGUUUGGCCCCUUUAAUGUUAACCUAAUUGUUGAUUAAGGUUAAAUUUUUUAAUGAAAAGGGUCAAAAUACAGAUAAUUUAAAUCUUUAAUCAAAACAA
Molecule: messenger RNA, 5092 nt
Organism: Panonychus citri (citrus red mite)
Lineage: Eukaryota; Metazoa; Arthropoda; Arachnida; Trombidiformes; Tetranychidae
Product: Ig-like and fibronectin type-III domain-containing protein 1
Exons: 5
Coding region: 279-4358 (1359 amino acids)
Molecular function (GO): protein binding
Source: RefSeq, a predicted model, not a curated record